This is a messenger RNA of Nannospalax galili (Upper Galilee mountains blind mole rat), 1321 nucleotides long. RefSeq names its product coiled-coil domain containing 107 (gene Ccdc107). The transcript is spliced from 6 exons. NCBI's taxonomy places the organism in Eukaryota, Metazoa, Chordata, Mammalia, Rodentia, Spalacidae. The record is from RefSeq and is a predicted model, not a curated record. The coding region runs from base 72 to 809 and encodes 245 amino acids.
GGCUCGCGCGUGCGCAGUAGGGCGGGAAGCCGCCGCUGGGCCGUGGCGCGGGCGCUUCCAGUGGGCCAGGCAUGGCGUGCGCCAGCUGGUCGUCGGGCGUGUUGGGACUGCUACUGGUAUCUGCGAUGUUUGGGGUCCUCGGAGAGCGCCCGCGCCGCGGUCUUGGCAUACACCCAGAGCGCCGCUCCCAGGUCCGCCCUGGGGCCGCGGAACCCAAGGACCACCGUGAGCGGGCCCGGGCCGGAGCGCUGCCCCUAGGGACGCUGUACACCGCGGCCGUCGUGGCUUUCGUGCUGUACAAGUGUUUGCAGGGUAAAGAUGAGGCUGCAGUUCUCCAAGAGGAGAAAAGCAAGAAGAAAUCAUUGCAGUCAGAGCAACAGCUGGCCCAGUUGACACAACAGCUGGCCCAGACAGAACAGCACCUGAACAAUCUGAUGACCCAACUGGACCCUCUUUUUGAACGGGUGAGUACUCUGGUUGGGACCCAGCGGGAGCUUCUAAACACAAAACUACAGACCAUACAUCAGCUUCUACAAGACUGCAAACCAGACAGGGGUGUGGAAGUUCGAGAGUCAGAGGCCACCAUACUCUUUCCUGAGGACUGGAGAAAAGAGGACCAACAGGAAGCUGGUAACAGUCAGGCCUGGGAGGAGCCCAUAAACUGGAGCCCAGAGACAUGGAACUUAGCUCCUUCCUGGGAAGCAGAGCAGGGGCUGAGGAGAAGAUUGGGCAAGGCUGUAACAAAGGGUCCCUGUAAUGAAGGAGAGGCUACUACUGGAGGUUUAGUAAAACAAAGUCUUUUCUUGUAGUAUUGGAUGCUUCAGUGUGCUUCCCCCACCCCGAGCUGGUCAUACACACACCCAUACUAGGUGCCUAAGUACAAACUGGGCCUCCUAGAAAAGGUUCCCUUAUUAGGAAAAAAGAGGCUGCCUUCCAGAGUGAGAGUGGGGAAGACAGAGGGAGCUCCUACAAGCAUGCCAGCCUGCAGGGCUCAAAAUCCUUUUUCUCAUAGUCAAGACAGAAAGGUCUUUCUGAAAACAUAACAAAAGCACUUUAUUAAAAUCCAGUGAGAAAAUAAAUUAUAGAAAUUAUACAAUAUGAGAGGUAGUUUGGGAGAUCAAGGCCAGCCUGGGCCACAUGAGACUGUCUCAAAGAAAAGAAUAGAUGGAAAGAAAGAGAAAGAAACUAUAUGUAAAGAUUGGGUAUGGUGGCAUACACCUGAAAUCACAACAAUUGAGAGGCUGAGGCAGGUGGAACUCAAAUUAACAGGCCUGGCCAAUAUAGCAAGACCCUGUCUCAAAAAUUAAACAGAAAAACUAUA